This is a messenger RNA of Protopolystoma xenopodis, 177 nucleotides long. The record is from the annotation of a GenBank genome assembly. NCBI's taxonomy places the organism in Eukaryota, Metazoa, Platyhelminthes, Monogenea, Polystomatidea, Polystomatidae.
AUGAACCCUGAAGAGCUUCUACUUUCUUUGCAUAAGCGCGAUCAAUUUGGCCUCCUGCAUUUAUGCCGCAGGCGUGCCUUAACCUGUGUACUUGAAAAUCCUACCAUUUCCUGCCGAGCUCCUUUAGGGGCCAACCUCGUUGCCCCCAACUGCAGGUCUGUUCUCCUCCCAGCUUAG